GGCCAGCUGGUCCCUUUCCCCAAGCCAGCUCCUCCCACCCAUCACCCCAGCCCCUCCCCUCCAGUUUUCUCUAAGGAUUCUAAGGGAUCGGCUGGAGACACUGCCCCCCUCGGUGUCACUGAUGAGCAUCCUCCUCCCUCUGCGUCCUGCCUCCGAGCUUCUUUCCUCCUGGAUCCCCAAGCAGGCAGCGGGAUAGCGAGCUCAGCCUCCCCUUGCCCAGGCUCCUGGCAGGGCAGGGCUGAGCUGAGAUUGGGCCAGGGCAGCCCCUUGCUUCUCUCCUAUCGCUGCAGGUGGGCUGCAAGCUUGGGGCUCCUCUCUGACCUUUAGCAUCACCUCCGUUGCGUCCUUGGCCAUGGGCUCCAUGGGAAGCCCGGGCUGUAACCCUGAGGGUCAGGAGAUGCAGGGGCUGGGGCCAAGAGCCUGGGACAACCCGGCUUACAGCGGGCCCCCCUCGCCCCCUACAACCCUGAAGAUCUGCACCAUCUCGGGGCCUCUGCCAAGCCACCCCGGGGAGAAGCCCAAAGACGGGCCCCUCCACAGGGCCCCUCGAGGAUCAGGCAUGGACUGCUGUCGCCACAUGUGCUUCCACAUCUGUCGAGGCAUCAGAGGACUUUGGGGUACGACACUAACAGAGAACAUGGCGGAAAACCGAGAACUUUAUGUCAAGACUACCCUGAGGGAACUGCUGGUGUAUGUGGUGUUUCUGGUGGAUAUCUGUCUGUUGACGUAUGGAAUGACCAGUUCCAGCGCUUAUUACUACACCAAAGUGAUGUCGGAACUCUUCUUACAAACUCCUUCUGCUAGUGGAGUCUCUUUCCAGACUAUCAGCAGCAUGAAAGACUUCUGGGGCUUUGCCCAGGGUCCACUGCUUGACAGUCUGUACUGGACCAAGUGGUAUAACAACCAGAGUCUGGGCCAGAGCGAGCACUCAUUCAUCUACUACGAGAACCUGCUUCUGGGUGUUCCGAGACUGCGGCAGCUCAAAGUGAGGAAUGACUCGUGUGCUGUGCAUGAAGAUUUCCAAGAGGACAUAUUAGGCUGUUAUGAUGUCUACUCCCCAGACAAGGAGGAGAGGCUCCCUUUUGGACCCCUCAAUGGCACUGCGUGGACCUACCAUUCAGAGGAUGAGCUGGGGGGCUCAUCUCACUGGGGACAGCUUACCAGCUACAGUGGUGGUGGCUACUACACAGACCUGCCAGGGCCUCGAGAAGCUAGUGCCAAGGUUCUGCGUGGCUUGAAAGAUGGGCUGUGGCUGGACCGGGGCACUCGUGUUGUUUUCAUUGACUUCUCUGUCUAUAAUGCCAACAUCAACCUCUUCUGUGUUUUGAGGUUGGUGGUGGAGUUCCCAGCCACAGGAGGGGCUGUUCCAUCCUGGCAAAUCCGCACUGUAAAGCUGAUCCGUUAUGUGAGCUCCUGGGACUUUUUCAUCGUUGGUUGUGAGAUCCUCUUUUGUGUCUUCAUCUUCUACUAUGUGAUAGAGGAGGCCUUAGAGCUGAGGAUUCACAAGCUCCAUUACCUGAGCAGUGUUUGGAACAUCCUGGAUGUGGUGGUCAUCCUGCUCUCUAUUGUGGCUGUGGGCUUCCAUGUGUUCCGUACCCUAGAAGUAAACCGUCUUAUGGGGCACCUCCUGCAGCGGCCAAGUGACUAUGCUGACUUUGAGUUCCUGGCUUUCUGGCAGACACAGUAUAACAACAUGAAUGCCGUCAACCUUUUCUUUGCUUGGAUUAAGAUAUUCAAGUACAUCAGCUUCAAUAAGACAAUGACUCAGCUCUCAUCUACACUGGCACGCUGUGCCAAGGACAUCCUAGGCUUUGCCGUCAUGUUCUUCAUCGUCUUCUUCGCUUAUGCCCAGCUGGGCUUCCUGCUCUUUGGGACCCAAGUGGAAAACUUUAGCACUUUUGUCAAGUGCAUCUUCACUCAGUUCCGGAUCAUCCUUGGAGACUUUGACUAUAAUGCCAUUGACAAGGCCAACCGAGUCCUGGGCCCUGCAUACUUCGUCACCUAUGUGUUCUUCGUAUUCUUUGUGCUUCUGAAUAUGUUCCUGGCCAUUAUCAACGACACAUACUCUGAAGUGAAGGAAGAGCUGGCUGGACAGAAAGAUGAGCUGCAGAUCUCAGACCUUCUGAAACAGGGUUACAACAAGACGCUGCUGAGGCUUCGCCUGAAGAAAGAGCGUGUCUCUGAUGUGCAGAGGGUGCUCGGAGGAGGAGAGAGACAGCUCCAGUUUGAGGAUUUCACCAACACCUUGAGGGAACUAGGGCAUGCCAAGCACGAGAUCACUGAAGUCACAGCGGCUUUCGCCAGGUUUGACAGAGACGGCAACCGGGUUCUCGAUGAGGAGGAGCAGGAGAGGAUGCGCCAGGACCUGGAGGAGGAGCGGGUGGCUCUGAGCGCCGAGAUCCAGACCCUGGGUCGGUCCCUGAGAGGCAGCCGGAAGGAUGAGGCGCGCUCCCCUGAAGCCAGGGGAAGCGUCUGGGUCUCUGGAGAGGAAUUCCACAAACUCAAGAACCGGGUCCUGAAGAUUGAAAAUGUCUUGGGGAACAUCAUAUCUCAGGUGGAUCCUGCUGGCUCAAAGGCUGCCCUGCAAGUGGCCUUCUCUGAGGACCUCUCUCAAGACACUAUCCGUUUCUAGUGUGAUUGUCCCAUCUCCAUCCAUAUAUGAGCUCUCCCUGGGCCCGUGUCUUCCUCUGUGUGUAGCCUCCUGUGUCUGUGGGUAGCUGUAUUGGGUGUGACUCAUUCUGUCUCUGUAUUUCCAUAUAUAACCAUGUGGUGGGUGCCACCCCCUAGAAGUUCCUAUCCCAUGUAAGCUCACGACUAUGAUGUGGUCCUGGCCCUGAGCUGAUUGCAUCGUUCAUAUCUAGGGAAAGGCCUCCAUUCUGUUGAGUAGAAAAGAAUCAAUAAAGUGUGUCAUAAAGCAAA
Monodelphis domestica (gray short-tailed opossum) is the source of this 2919-nucleotide messenger RNA. It is a transcript of the gene PKD2L1, whose product is annotated as polycystin 2 like 1, transient receptor potential cation channel. The record is from RefSeq and is a predicted model, not a curated record. Gene Ontology annotation, molecular function: calcium channel activity; muscle alpha-actinin binding; calcium ion binding. Gene Ontology annotation, biological process: detection of mechanical stimulus; potassium ion transmembrane transport. NCBI's taxonomy places the organism in Eukaryota, Metazoa, Chordata, Mammalia, Didelphimorphia, Didelphidae. Gene Ontology annotation, cellular component: membrane.